AGAAUCUAAGCGACGACGACUGUUGGCAGUGAUUAAUGUCAAGCCCGAGAAUACGUGUUAGACACCAGCCAGACAAGAAGGAAGGAUCCUGAGAAUGAUAAGGAUGUAUUUUCUUAUUCUAGUCCUGAUGGCGUGUGCUGGAGCGUCCCCGGUGUACGACCCUCCCCUGCCACUGCCCCCUGCAGACGAGGAGGCCCGGGUGGUGAGGGCCGAGACCCAUCCUGAGGAAGACACGGUUAUGAUUAUAGAGCGAGAACUGGAGGCUCAGCUAGGACUUCCUCACCGAGCGCAGAUACCGGUGUCCCUUGGGAGGUUCAAGUUCGACGAGAAAGCAAAGGUCAUUUCAGUGACAAACAGUCACCCACCACCAUUCUCGGGCUAUCCUGGAGCCCCUGGUGUAAGAUACGUGUAUGUAUCUUCAGCACAGAAUUAUACAUGAAAUAACCACUGCAAAA
Messenger RNA from Homalodisca vitripennis (glassy-winged sharpshooter), 455 nucleotides. RefSeq lists its product as uncharacterized. The transcript has 2 exons. The record is from RefSeq and is a predicted model, not a curated record. Bases 95 to 439 code for a protein of 114 amino acids. Lineage: Eukaryota; Metazoa; Arthropoda; Insecta; Hemiptera; Cicadellidae.